AUGAAGCUCCUGACAGCAGCUCUGCUCCUGCUCUUCAUCGCAAUGUGCUUAGCCAGUGCAGAAGGCGUAAAGUGCAAAUGCUCAAGAAAAGGUCCUAAAAUAAGAUUCUCUAACGUACGGAAGCUGGAAAUAAAACCGAGGUACCCGUUCUGCGUGGAAGAGAUGAUUAUUGUGACUCUGUGGACACGGGUGCGAGGGGAGCAGCAGCACUGCUUGAACCCCAAACGCCAAAACACAGUGAGGCUGCUGAAGUGGUACAGAGUAUGGAAAGAAAAAGGCAG
Antrostomus carolinensis (chuck-will's-widow) is the source of this 281-nucleotide messenger RNA. It is a transcript of the gene CXCL14, whose product is annotated as C-X-C motif chemokine ligand 14. Gene Ontology annotation, cellular component: extracellular region. Gene Ontology annotation, biological process: immune response. Lineage: Eukaryota; Metazoa; Chordata; Aves; Caprimulgiformes; Caprimulgidae. Gene Ontology annotation, molecular function: chemokine activity. The transcript has 3 exons. The record is from RefSeq and is a predicted model, not a curated record. The annotation marks the transcript as partial.